Messenger RNA from Penicillium chermesinum, 2649 nucleotides. RefSeq names its product baculoviral IAP repeat-containing protein. NCBI's taxonomy places the organism in Eukaryota, Fungi, Ascomycota, Eurotiomycetes, Eurotiales, Aspergillaceae. The transcript has 5 exons. The record is from RefSeq and is a predicted model, not a curated record. The coding region runs from base 1 to 2649 and encodes 882 amino acids.
AUGAGCUCUGAAAUGGACACUUUCUCCGCCCGCCUGGCCAGUUUCGACACGGUACUGAAGCCCGAAAGACGGCGAUCAUCAACUACGAAGAGUUCCCAGCCGAUCGCAUGGCCCCAUCAGAAGCCGUCGCCAGCAGAGUUAGCGCAUGCAGGCUUUUACUACAAACCCUAUGAGACGAACCCAGAUAACACAACAUGCUUCGAAUGCGGCCGCGCCUUGGACGGCUGGGAAGAGGACGACAAUCCAGUUACGGAGCACCUGAAACACUCUCCUGACUGUGGCUGGGCCAUUAUCAUGGAUAUCCAACAAAAUAGCUCAAAUCCCGCCACAAUCGAAGACCCGACGAGCGAACGGAUCACACAAGCGCGUUUAGCAACAUUCGGUUCAGCAUGGCCGCACGAUGGGAAACGCGGGUGGGUCUGCCAAUCAGACAAGAUGGUUGCGAGUGGAUGGUAUUUCUGUCCAACAGACGAGAGUGAUGAUCUAGCUAGUUGCCCAUAUUGCAAACUGUCGUUAGAUGGCUGGGAACCCCAGGAUGACCCAUUUGAUGAACACUACCGCCGAUCCUCUGAUUGUUCCUUCUUCGUAUUCGCUCAACCACCGGGCAAAAAAGGCAAGGGAUCUCGAUCAAAGAAAGCACGAACUUCCAAGGCAUCUUCUUCCCGACUUUCCACCCAAUCGGUUGCAAAUGUUGCGUCUGAAGCGCCAGACCUAGACAUGGACGACUCGAUGGAUCAAAGCAUCAUGUCUCAGUCCACUGUCAAGAAUAAAUCAACAAAGAAAGGCUCUAAGGGCAAGGGCAAGGGUGCUAAGGCUAAGAAAGAUGAUACUGACGCCGAGGGCCAAAUGGAAGUCGACGCCAUCCCACUCGAACAAGAAGAUCCACCUAAGCCUAAACGAACUGGAAGAGGGAAGAAAAGAGUCAGUGAUGAAAUGGCUGAUGAUGAGCGGGUCUCAGCUGCACCUGACGAGCCCGCAGAACUGCCGACUGAACCACCAAGCAAGCGGCGCCAUACCAAGACGCGGGAAAGUUCUAUCUCCCAACCUCCGCAGACCGAGUCCAAAGACUACGAGAUGCAAGACAUCUUCCCAGAAGAUGCAGUGGCGCAGGAAGAGGAACCACCCAAGAAGGGCCGCAAAGGGACCAAAAAAGGUGCUUCCAAGACGCGUAAGGAUUCCGAUGUUUCAAUCACUUCCAAUGCCGCGAUUAAGACGAAAGCGGAAGCGAAAGUCCCACAAGACUCGGAACUGGACGCAGCUUUAGAAGCUGGUCUCGAAGCAGACGAACCGGAUGCAAUGGAAAUUGAGCCCCAUCCCGAACCCGAGCCGGAGGAAGAACCUGCUCCUGCUCCAGCUCCCAAGAAGUCAAAGAGCUCUAAGAAAGCCAAAGCUGCGGUCAAGUCUGCCGAGCCGGUAGCUGUGGACGCAGAAGAUCCUGCAGAGCAUUUACAAAACGGUGCAGAAGACAAGACGGAACCCGAUGCUGCCGAAUUAGACAUUAUUGAAGAGCCUCCCAAGACUAAGUCAACGAAGAGCUCCAAGAAAAAGGGCACCAAGAAGAGCAAGAAGGAUGAUGCAAAAGCGAAGAGGUCUACGACUGAGGAGUUAUCUGCAAGUCAGGGCGGGUCCCACGACAUGGACGAGCAUGAAGCCCACGAAUCGUUCGUGUCCGUGGAGAUCGACAAUCGAAAGCAAGAGGCUGAGGCCGUGCCGGAUAUUGUUCCACAGAGAUACACAGCGCCGAAGGAUGAUGCUGAAUUUGAAUCUCUUGAGAAGUCCACGACAAAGAAAGCCUCUCGGAAAGACGAAAAACACAAGAAAUCUAAGAAGCCUAAGAAGCAAGGCUCUCCACGUCGUGAGCCUGAGCCUGAGCCCGAGCCCGAGCCCACGCCCCAGCCCGAGGAGGAUCCAACGGAAAUGCAGCCGGAUUUUAUGUCCCCGUCAGUGGAUGAUGGGUUUGAGACCCCCGAUGAAUUAGCAGACGAAGUCGAUGUCGUGCGGCCAGAGCCAUCAAGCGCGAAACAAAAGACCCCCGUACCACCCAAGACGGCCAAACGAUAUAGUGACAUUCCACAAGAGGAGCACUACGCCGAUUUUGUCCGAGAAUUACAGGAACCAACCGAUGUUCGGAGCUCACAGAAGAAGUCAUCUGUCAAGCCCAGCCCGGCAGCCCCGCGGCAUUCAAUCGUUCGCCAGAACACUCCAUCUAUGUCUCCUCAGUCCUCUGACGCAGAAAACAAACCGCCUUCUUCCCGACUCUCUGCCUCGCGCCAGGCGUUGCCACCGGUCUCCAUCGAGCCCGGAGAGCGCACUCCCUUAGCGGCCAAGACUCCAUCUCCGUCGAAACGUAACUUCAACGGUGGAUUCGCCGCUUCUGGUCAGCCCUGGACUCCUGUAGACAUCGAAGAAGCGUUAUUCGGAGAAGCCAGCGACAAAGAGAAUGCUGACAUCUCUGGUCUUUUCAACGGCCUGAAGGGUAGUCUGACCAGUCCUGAGAGGAAGAUGACCGUGGAAGAAUGGAUCCACUGGAAUGCAAAGAACGGCGAAGAGAGGUUAAAACGCGAGUGUGAACGACUUGUUGGUCAGUUUGAGAAAGAGGGUGGUCGGGCCAUGCAGCGCCUUCAGGCCAUUGAAUGUACUGAUUUAUAG